CCCGACGCUCAUCACCCGGCCAUCACUCCACCCGCUGCUGCUCCCGGCUCCGUCAGCUGCGCGGCGGCCGCAGACGCACUUCGCCCCACUCUUCUCCGUCGCGGCGUCACCGAGCAGUCCGUGGGCCACUUCGCCAGGCCGCUGCCUUUCCUCUGGCUCGCACGCACUACCCCUGCGCGCGCAGUUGAGCACCUGCUGCCAGCAUGUCCGCACAAGCGGCAGCGGCCGCAUCAACGUCGCGUCCAGCCUCGCCGACGAAGCGCGAAGACGACGCCGCCAGCACGGCGGGUCCCUCCUCUGCUGGCGUCGCUGGCGGCACCUCUGAGCGCGGCGCCUCGCCCACAUCGGCGGCCGCCGACAAUGCGGCGGCCAUCGCGGUCAAUGCUGCGGCACAGGCUGCGGCUCUGAAGCCGCGCGACAGCCACGCCAGCGCGCCCACGGACAUCGCGCCGGGCAGUGCGCCGUACUGGCCGGGCUACCAGAACAGCAUGCUGAGCAAGAGCGGCGGCCCGAACCCGCGCAACCUGCCAGUGAAGCGCUACGACGGCGAGCCGCUGUCGCGUGCGGACCUGCAGCAUGCGCUGCUGUGCCAUCUCUUCAACGAUACGACGCGCUGCUUCACUAAUCCGCGUCCGGGCCCCGGCGGCAAGAGCACGGCAUCAGGCAGCUCGAGCGCCGUCAUACCGGCGACGCCCGUGUACCCGCACGGCCUGGCUGCGGCGUGCGCACGGCCGUCCGACGAGACGCCCGAGGAGCUGGCGGCGUGGCAGGAGCGCUACACUCUCUCGUCGCGCCUGGCAAAUGCGUCAGACGCCGAGCGCACGGCCGCCGGCUUGCCCUGCGCCGGCGCCGAGAAGCUCACGUUCAAGGAGCUCUACCUGCACGCCCUCACCUCGAGCGGGCGCUGCACCAAGGCGAUGCGCGAGAAGCUCCUGGCCGACGAGGAGUACGCCGAGGACUUCGCCAAGACGUGUCUGCUCGUCAAUCUUGGCCGCAUCAACACGACGCUUGCUUUCUAUCCUGAGAUGAAGACGAUUCUGCGCUCAUACCACCCGCUGGCGUGUGUGCAGCGCAACGACAACACGAGGCGCCACAUGCAGGAUGCGCCACGCAUGAAGUCGCUCCUCAAGUCGGUGCUGCUCGACGGCGAGACGCCCGGACCGGCCGGCAGUGCCAGCGGCGUCGGCUCCGGCGGCAACAACCCCGGCGCGAAUGCCGCCAAGGCUGCUGCCGCUGCUGUCAUUGCAGCGACUGCCGGCAGCAGCAGCGGCGGCAGCGGCGGCUCUGGUGUGGAGCUCGGCGACGCGCCCGGCACGCUGAGCGACCUGCUGGCGAAGCGCCGCAAGUUUGCCGGCAGCCGGCAUCCGGUGACGAGCAUCGUGACGCUCCUCUUCAUCCUCACGGCGCAGGCCAACGACAUCACCAUGCUCCACUUUGCCGCGCCGCACGACUUCUGGACGAUCUUCUUCCCGCACACGCGCUAUCCGGUGCCGGCGCGCCAGCGCGCCAAGUCGUUCCUCUGGCUCAUCUGGCAUUACCUCGAAGGCCCUAUUGACGCGGUGACCAGCGACGGGCCGGCCAACCCCUUCGACGACGCCGCUUCUGCCGCCGCGAUGAAGGACGCGCGGGCGACGCGCGCAUCGAUUACCACCGAGCCAGAGCGCAAGCGCGCAUACUGGGAGGGCGCGUGGCGCGGCGUGCGCAACCCGGAGUGGGAAGACUGGAACAAGAAGCGCAAGGCGGCAGCUGCCGCCGCUGCCAGCUCUGCCACGGCGGACGGCCCUCCGGCCGCCAAGAAGCAACGCCGCUCGCCUGACUCUGCAGCACCCGCGGCUGUUGAUGGCGAUGGCGAUGCGCAGAUGGCGGACGCCAGCACGUCCGCAGUCAAGAAGAGCGAGGAGGAGGAGAAGGCGCCAGGUGCUGAAGAGGAGCUGGCGCCGCCAGAGUUCCUGCACCGCAUCCUCAGCCCGCACCUCGACGUCAUCAGCAUUCCGGAGUCCGCCGCCGAGAACGUCGACACGGACGACGAGCGCUCGUGGGCGCAGGAGAUGCGCGACGAGCGCACUGCAUUCCUCGUGCGCUUCCAGGCCGAGGAGGGCGCACGUCUGGCGGGCCUCGAUCCGUCGAAGGUUGACCUGGACGGGGCCAGUGUGCGCGGCACGCCCGACGUGGGCGGCGAAAGCAUUCCGGCGGGCUCUGCUGCUGCAGCAAUGGUCGCCGCCGCAGCAACUGCAGCAUCCAAGGGGAAGCAGAAGCCCGGCGGCAAGCGCACUGCGCUGCCCAUGGGCGGCGGCUCCUCGUACCCGCUGGCGAACAUCCUCGCCGCCGCCAAGGACGCCAAUGGCCUCACUACGGGCCCGGGCUCCGUCGCCGGCAGCGUGGGCGUCUUCGAUCCCGAGGCGGCACGUCUCGAGGCCGAAGAGGCCGCACGGCGCGAGCGCGCCGAGCGCGCGCCUCCGAACCUCUGGCAGCUCAACCUGCGCGUGCCGGCGGCGCCCAACGGCGCCGCCCGCAACCGCAACAUGUCCUCAGCGGCCCACUUUGCCGCGCAGGCGGCGUCGCUCUCGCUGCCGCGCAUCGCGUGGCGGCGCAUCUUGGAGCGUGCCCGCCGCGGUGUCGGCGAGGCGAGCUACGAGAGCGACGACGACGAGGUGGCCGAGGACGAGGCGCGCGACGGUGAGCCGCGCCAGCAGAUGCCUGCAUACGCCGCGUCCAGCUGACACACCCUCUCUCAGAGCGGCCGCGAGGCGAGCUGAGCCGCGUGCUGCGCUGCCUGCGCGAUGUGCGCACGAUGCGCGACGAGCUCGAGCGGCCGGCGUGGUCGGCGUUCGACGAGGACGCGGUGGCCGCCGCGCUGCAGGGCGACGACACGCUCGUCUAGAGCCCAGCCUCUCGAUGUCCCUCCUCCUACUGCGUCUCCUCCUUCAUGUCACUCCAGCACCUGUCACACACACAACACUGAGUCGAGAAAGUGGGGAUUGACGCAUGGACAAGAGAC
This is a messenger RNA of Tilletiopsis washingtonensis, 2998 nucleotides long. RefSeq lists its product as hypothetical. Gene Ontology annotation, cellular component: Ino80 complex. The transcript has 3 exons. Lineage: Eukaryota; Fungi; Basidiomycota; Exobasidiomycetes; Entylomatales. The record is from RefSeq and is a predicted model, not a curated record. The coding region runs from base 204 to 2720 and encodes 838 amino acids.